AUGUCGCGCGUCGUGAGGAUUUUGCGCAACUCCACGCGGCUCGCCCCACACACCAUCAUCGUGGCGCGGUGCGUUUCCUCGUGGACGUCGUGCAGCUCGAAGCGCUCCCACCGCACACUUACAUCAUUGACGGGCACGGCCACAUGGAAGGCGAACGCGUUGCCCUCCACACGGAACCGCGCACCGCCACUCGCCUCAUCGAGCAGCGACACGCACACAUUGGCCGCUCGCCAGGCGACAUGCACCACACGUCCCGCGUUCGCCUUUGACGCCUCCGCCACGUCACAAAUUUCACUACAACCCCCAGCACCGUUGCCGCCGCCGCCGUCGCCGCCGCUAACAACAACGACGAAAGCAGCAGCAGCUGCAGCAGCUGUGGUGGUAAUAGUAGGCGAAGUGUUUUCUGUUGUGACAGGUGUGGUGGAAACCGGCGAGGCUGGUGGUGGUGGUGGUGUUGGCAGACGCGACAAGUUGCCGCUCGCCAGCCGGCAGAGCUCGACAAGAUCGCUCUCCGCAAUGUUCAGCGCAAUGUCAUCGCCGCGCAGCUCAACGCGCAGCGGCUCUUCUGAGAGUGGGUCGAGUGGGCUCUUCACCGAUACGUCAAGCAUCGUCGUUGGCAUCAGUACGUGCGGCGGCACAGGCUCUCCUUCUGGCCCUGGCAAACACUCCCGCAACAGGCGAAUCUCGCGCAGGGAGAUGUUCAUUGUUUGCUGCCCCUCCGCCGAAAGCAGGCUGCUCUGCAGGGCGACGUGCUCGACGGACACCUGGAAGUCCUCACUGCAGCUGUCGCUGCUCCCACGGGCGUCUAUGGGGAGGAAGAAGACUAAAUCACGUGCAUACACGCGUAGACUUGUCAGCAGUGUUGGUGGAUGCAUUGUGGGCGGUGAUACCACCAAACGACCAUCGUAG
Trypanosoma grayi is the source of this 909-nucleotide messenger RNA. RefSeq lists its product as hypothetical. The coding region runs from base 1 to 909 and encodes 302 amino acids. The record is from RefSeq and is a predicted model, not a curated record. The transcript has a single exon. NCBI's taxonomy places the organism in Eukaryota, Euglenozoa, Kinetoplastea, Trypanosomatida, Trypanosomatidae.